This is a messenger RNA of Saccharomyces mikatae IFO 1815, 2709 nucleotides long. It is a transcript of the gene GPH1, whose product is annotated as glycogen phosphorylase. Gene Ontology annotation, biological process: glycogen catabolic process. The coding region runs from base 1 to 2709 and encodes 902 amino acids. Gene Ontology annotation, cellular component: cytoplasm. Lineage: Eukaryota; Fungi; Ascomycota; Saccharomycetes; Saccharomycetales; Saccharomycetaceae. The record is from RefSeq and is a predicted model, not a curated record. The transcript has a single exon. Gene Ontology annotation, molecular function: pyridoxal phosphate binding; glycogen phosphorylase activity.
AUGCCGCCAGCUAGCACCAGUACCACCAAUGAUAUGAUAACCGAUGAACCUACCUCUCCACAUCAAAUCCCAAGACUUACCAGGAGACUUACAGGGUUUCUUCCACAGGAAAUCAAGUCAAUUGACACGAUGAUCCCUUUAAAAUCAAGGGCAUUAUGGAACAAGCAUCAAGUCAGAAAAUUUAACAAGGCUGAAGAUUUCCAAGAUAGGUUCAUUGACCACGUGGAAACUACGUUAGCACGUUCGCUUUAUAAUUGUGACGACAUGGCUGCUUAUGAGGCUGCUUCAAUGAGUAUUCGUGACAAUUUGGUUAUCGACUGGAACAAAACUCAGCAAAAGUUCACUACAAGAGAUCCAAAGAGAGUUUACUAUUUGUCCUUAGAGUUUUUGAUGGGGAGAGCUUUGGACAAUGCCCUAAUCAACAUGAAAAUCGAUGACCCAGAAGAUCCCGCCGCAUCCGAGAAAGAACCAAGAGAAAUGAUCAAGGGAGCCUUGGACGAUUUAGGGUUCAAGUUAGAAGAUAUCCUGGACCAAGAACCAGAUGCAGGUUUAGGUAAUGGUGGUCUAGGUCGACUCGCAGCUUGCUUCGUCGACUCAAUGGCCACAGAAGGCAUCCCUGCCUGGGGUUACGGUUUACGUUACGAGUAUGGUAUCUUUGCUCAAAAGAUUAUCGACGGUUAUCAAGUGGAAACUCCUGAUUACUGGUUAAACUCUGGUAAUCCAUGGGAAAUUGAACGUAACGAAGUGCAGAUUCCAGUCACCUUUUAUGGUUAUGUCGAUAGACCAGAGGGCGGCAAAACGACGCUAAGCGCAUCGCAAUGGAUUGGUGGAGAAAGAGUCCUUGCUGUUGCGUAUGAUUUCCCUGUUCCAGGUUUCAAGACUUCCAACGUAAAUAAUCUAAGACUGUGGCAGGCAAGACCAACCACUGAAUUCGAUUUUGCAAAAUUCAACAAUGGUGAUUAUAAGAACUCUGUAGCCCAACAACAACGUGCAGAAUCCAUAACUGCUGUGUUGUAUCCAAACGAUAAUUUUGCGCAGGGAAAAGAGCUGAGGUUAAAGCAACAAUACUUCUGGUGUGCUGCGUCUUUGCACGAUAUCUUAAGGAGAUUCAAAAAAUCAAAGAGACCAUGGUCCGAGUUUCCUGAACAAGUGGCCAUCCAGUUGAAUGAUACUCAUCCAACCUUAGCCGUCGUUGAGUUGCAGAGAGUUUUGGUCGACUUGGAAAAACUAGACUGGCACGAGGCUUGGGACAUUGUUACCAAGACCUUUGCGUACACCAACCACACUGUUAUGCAAGAGGCCCUGGAGAAAUGGCCCGUUGGUCUAUUCGGCCAUUUGUUACCUAGACAUUUAGAAAUCAUUUACGAUAUUAACUGGUUCUUCUUACAAGAUGUUGCGAAAAAAUUCCCAAAGGAUGUGGACCUCUUGUCUCGUAUAUCCAUUAUCGAAGAAAACUCUCCAGAAAGACAAAUUAGAAUGGCCUUUUUGGCUAUUGUUGGUUCCCAUAAAGUCAACGGUGUUGCCGAGCUGCACUCUGAACUGAUCAAGACCACUAUUUUCAAAGACUUUGUCAAAUUUUAUGGCCCAUCAAAAUUUGUCAAUGUCACUAACGGUAUCACACCAAGAAGAUGGUUGAAGCAGGCCAACCCUUCUUUGGCUAAACUAAUUAGCGAAACUCUUAAUGAUCCGACAGAGGAGUAUUUGCUGGACAUGACCAAAUUGACUCAAUUGGCAAAAUUCGUUGAAGAUAAAGAGUUCUUGAAAAAAUGGAACCAGGUCAAGCUUAAUAACAAGAUCAAAUUAGUUGACUUAAUCAAAAAGGAAAAUGAUGGGGUAGACGUCAUUAAGAGAGAGUAUUUGGACGAUACUUUGUUUGACAUGCAGGUUAAACGUAUUCAUGAGUAUAAGCGUCAACAGUUAAACGUCUUUGGUAUUAUCUACCGUUACCUGGCAAUGAAAAAUAUGUUAAAGAACGGUGCUUCUAUCGAAGAAGUCGCCGAAAAAUAUCCACGCAAGGUUUCAAUUUUUGGCGGUAAGAGUGCUCCCGGAUACUACAUGGCUAAACUAAUCAUCAAGUUGGUCAACUCUGUUGCUGACAUUGUUAAUAAUGACGAAUCAAUUGAGCAUCUAUUGAAAGUGGUCUUCAUCGCUGAUUACAAUGUCUCCAAAGCUGAAAUAAUUAUUCCAGCAAGUGACUUGAGUGAACAUAUUUCAACCGCUGGUACGGAAGCGUCUGGUACUUCCAAUAUGAAGUUUGUUAUGAACGGUGGUUUGAUUAUUGGUACCGUUGACGGUGCCAAUGUAGAAAUCACAAGGGAAAUAGGUGAAGACAAUGUCUUUUUAUUUGGUAACUUAAGUGAAAAUGUUGAAGACUUGAGAUAUAACCAUCAAUACCACCCACAAGAUUUACCAUCAAGUUUGGAAUCAGUAUUAUCCUGCAUUGAAAGUGGGCAAUUUUCUCCGGAGAAUCCAAAUGAAUUCAAACCACUAGUUGACAGUAUCAAAUAUCACGGUGAUUAUUACUUGGUUAGCGACGACUUUGAGUCCUACCUGGCCACCCAUGAAUUGGUGGAUCAGGAAUUCCACAAUCAAAGAUCAGAAUGGCUGAAGAAGAGUGUAUUAAGUGUUGCUAACGUCGGUUUCUUCAGCAGUGACCGUUGUAUCGAAGAAUACUCUGAUACAAUCUGGAACGUUGAACCAGUGACUUAA